CGCCCGUCAAUUUAUUUAUUAUUAUUAUCAAAUAAUUAAUUUUUUAUUUUUGCGCCCAAUUCGGUUUUCGCUCGCUGAGAUUCGUCUCCGCAUUCGAUCCCCAAAUCCAAAGCCCCAGUUUGCGAUGAAUUCUCUCUGAAAGAUUGAGGUAUGGAUUUGGUGGACGGAGUGGCUGACCAAGAGACUGAAACCCUAGGAGAAAACGUGAAUUUUGAUCCAGAUAAGGUUGGAAACGAUGGGGAAUUAGGUCAGGGAUCAGUGGAUGUAAGUAAAGAUGGAAACUUUGAUAGGAUUGGAUUAGCUCCAGUGGGCAUUGGAUCUAUGGAGGAUGGAUUUGAGAAUGAAUCCCCUUCGAGAUUAAUGGGAUCUCCUGAGGGUGAAGUUUCUGAUGUGGCAGCCUCAAAGACAUCAUCCGCUAAGAAGGGAUAUGGAUUGAAGAAGUGGAGGAGGAUUAGGAGAGAUAUGAAUAAAGAAGGGAGUGCUAGUGUUGAUUCGGGGGUAAUUCUCAAGCGGAGACUUUCUCUUGCUGAACCUCCAAAGUCUCGGGAUGACAAUAAACUGAAGAAUGAUAGUGGCGGUGAGGCUGAAACAGAAGCUGACGAGUCUGUUGCUUCAUUGGAAUCUAGAAAUGCGGGGGUCACUGGAAUGGUUCCCCAUGAGAUUGCUGCAGGUGCUUUGGGUCCAGAACUCGAGCUACUGGUCACUAGCACCGGGUUUUCUGUUGGUGCAGAGUCGGACAACAGCGAUGAGUGGAGUGGUAAGUUAUCAGUUAGCAAUGCUCCUAGGCUGAGACAUGAGACUGGGUUUGGUAGGGAACGCAGCAGCAGGGUGAGGAGUGGGGUCCGAGGAUCAGGACAUGCUUUGCAACAAAGGGUUCAGCGAGGGAGAAGUGGUGGUAUUGAGAUUAGUAAAAAGAUUAGCAGUGAUCAAAUUAGAUUUGAGAAGGAGAACUCAUUUUCUAGUGUUGAGUCUGAUUUGAGAAACUCAAGUGUUGUUUUUGGACGGCGGGGAAGCCUGUUUAGUAAUGGAAAACACAGUGAAAAGCCUCUGAGUUUUGGUGGAGAGCAUAGUGAUGAAGGACAAGCUUCAGAAGAAGUGAAAGAGAAUGGAAGGAAUGAAGAUUUAGAUUCUGAUCAGGCAGAAGAAAGUGUUAAAAACUGCGCAAGUUCUCCUUUGCAAUCAGAUGUUGAUCCUCUUGCUGACUCGAUCACGUUGCUUCAGGUGGCACAUGAAGCACUUGAAAAUGAAAUCCAGAAGUUAGCAGAGAUAAAGGAUGCCACUCCGACAAUGGAUGGUGAUUUGUAUGACCAAUUUGAUGAGUCUGAGGGGAGCAGUACAACGACUCUUGAAGCACACCUGAUUGAGUUGAGUGAAAAGAUCGAACAUCUUGAGCAAAAAUUAGAAGAGGCAUCUGCAUCUGCCAAAGCAAAGGAAUUGAAGGUUCUUGAGCUUGAAGCGAUCCUCAGUAAUACGAACCCCACAAAGAAGGAAGCUGGCAGCUCUGAUGUACAAUUCCUUCAAGGGGAGUAUGCCACAGUUGAGCUUGAACUCGAGUCCUCGCUCAAGAAUAAGAUAGAAGCCGAAAUAGAGUACCUGAUCAUAACAAGAACUACUCAAAACUGGAAAGUGCUCUUUGAAGAUCAAAUUGCUCUCUUCGAAGAGCAAAAAUCUAUGCUAAAAGAUCAAUUACUAGAUCAAUCGCAAAUGAUUCAUAAGCUGAAGGACAAUGAGAACAUGGUAACCACAUUGAAGGAACACAUUGAGAAGUUGGAAGUGUCCUGUAGUGAACUGCUUAAAACCGAAGAGGUCUUGAAACUACAAAAUAAAGCCUUUAGGUAUUCAAUCUGUUUCUUUGUUCAGCUGGUCAUGUGUUGCAUUGCCUUGGCGCUGUUCAUUGUUCAUCUUUUGCCUCCACCUGAUGGAUUUGUACCUACCUAAGAUCAAGAAGACAGUUCUUGUACAAUUUUCCUUACCUGAGAUAGUUUUUCAUGUAUAAUGUUUCAAUCCUUGCAAGUUCUGAAUAAGUUUUUUUUUUCUUUUUCAAAUGCUCAUGGUCCAUUUGUAUAGACUCAGUUGAAGAUUUAAAUCAAUAAUUCCUUUGUUUGGUUUUCCAGCAUUCAA
This is a messenger RNA of Dioscorea cayenensis subsp. rotundata (Guinea yam), 2121 nucleotides long. RefSeq names its product WPP domain-interacting protein 1-like. Lineage: Eukaryota; Viridiplantae; Streptophyta; Magnoliopsida; Dioscoreales; Dioscoreaceae. The transcript is spliced from 3 exons. Bases 151 to 1938 code for a protein of 595 amino acids. The record is from RefSeq and is a predicted model, not a curated record.